AUGUCGUUUACUACUCCCUACAGCCCAGGCGCUUUAUCAACGCCGGGCAAGUCUCGGAGUAUCAGCUCGAACAUGUCUACGACACCAGCUGGAGUUCCGCCUUCAUCGGCGGCCUCAUUUACGCCUGCAGGACCUCCGCCAUCUUCUGUGUUUGGAAGCUCACAGCCAGGUACCCGGAGAUCUUUGAACUUCUCUGACAGCCGGUUCGACCAGUCGACCAAUUCCCAAGCAGACCGCGAUCGAGAGCUUUUGUCCUUCUCUACUACCUCAUCCAAUUUCCCGAUCGAUUCUCCUUCCUCCAGCUAUCUGUCGCAAAGACACGCCAAGUCACCCCUUCACAACGAAUUUAGAUCUAUACUCAGCAAGGGCAAGGGAACGAGAGGACCAUUCGAUUCAAGCCGACACAUACCAAUGUCUCAAGACGACGAGCCUGGUGCCACAAAUGGACGCGAGCCCGAAGUCAAUGGGAUUGGAUGGUCACCAAGUAAGGAUGGCGGUCCUUUCAGCAACUCACUUUUCCCGCCAGCCGCCAAAACUCAACAUUCCCGCCUAUUGCGAAAACCAUUGAUAUACUCGAAUCCAACUAGCGCAAAGCGCGCAAAACUCGAUGAAAGCUGGAUACAGUCAGCACCUCCAGGCGACGACCAACCUCCUAAGCAGAAGAAGGACUCCAACUUCCCGUCAAUUAUUAAGGACCUUGCUGCAAGAGCAAGCCUGGCCUCGGUAGACGAACCGAGUGAACUGUUGCUGGGUAUGGAGGACGCCAUAUGCCGCAUGUACGACCAAGUUCGUGAUCGGAAUUCGGAUGAUGACAUUGUCGACUCAAGUCUUUCAGCUGUAUCUGAAGAGCUUUCGUCCUUGUGGCAGAGGUACUCUCCAGGCGCAAUGGAAGAAAAAGACGGCAUUCCUCGAACUGGUGGAAUUGGACCCGGCGAGUCAUCACCAGCUAUUAUGAAGGCUGUAUUCUUGAGUUCAUUGCUACUACAGCUUCACCACCCUCCGUUGCUUGACUCAAAGCUCAAGGAUUCCAAAUCGACUCGUAGUGUGUUCCGCGAUCUAGUGAUGAGAGAUGAGCCUCUACCAAAGCUACCCAUACCUAAAGUGCUAUUCAACUGGUUAUGGCGGCACCACAGCUCGGAGACCGUCCGUUUGGAAAUGCUACAGGACAUUCAACCCAAUCCCACCGCCUCUCCCAUGUUCUGGAAUUUUAUCCUCAAAGCUGUAAUGCACGCGAAGUUUCAAGAUGCGAUAACACUCUUAAGCGAGGCGGACUUCAACCAUGCUAGGACCGCGAUGGAGGAUGGAUAUGAGCAGCCAGGAUAUCAUGGGUCGCAACUACAAAAUAUCCAGCAGUGUGUGAAUAAAGCGCUUCAACUCCUUAAAACGUGUCCGGCUGUCCAGCGCGAAGAUUGGGAUAUCAAGGGGGUAGAAUGGACCAUGUUUAGGAAACAGCUAAACGCUGCAAUUUUAGAGCUUGAAGACAUGGCCGAGAGCGGUGGCCGUGCACAGUCUCCUGAGGACGAUGAUGACGGAUCCUUCGUCGCCUCACACUUCGGCAUUUCACGUCAACGUCCGGAUUCUCUAUCGUUUAGUCACAGUGCACGUAUGGCAGAGAGCCGAAUCCCUUGGUCAGUCUAUCAAAAUAUCAAAGCCAUGUACAAUAUCAUGUCCGGUGAUGUGGAGAACAUAUUGAAUCGCUCCGAAGAUUGGGUCGAAGCCACUAUCUCCCUCACUGCAUGGUGGGAUGGUGAUGAUGAUAGCGAUGUUUCGAUGGGUGGAAAAAGGAAAGCCUCGAUAAAGCGCCGCUCUCAGGCACCGCGGGCUGUCGACUCCAACAUUGAGGAGUCAUAUCUACGACGCCUCGACUAUGCUUACAGCUCGGUCACCGAUACACUGGGCUCUGACGGCUUCCAAAUUAACUCGAUGAACCCUUGUGAGGUUGGUCUGGCCGCUGUAUGUGAAGGGAAUGUCGAAAGCGUGCUUAGGCUUUUGCAGACUUGGUCUCUUGCUGUAAGUGCUGCGACAGCUGAAAUCGCAAAUUUCGGCGGCUGGCUUGCUGCGUCAGCAGGAUCUGAACCAAUGCGUGGAUUCAAUGAAAGCGACCUCAUGGUUCUCAGCUAUGGGCAACCUGAAAAACCACUUCAAAAGGAUGAUAUUCUCAUCAACUACGCGAAUGGCGUAUUUUUACGGGAUCGUCUUGGAGGCCCAGGGGCUAGAGAAGGAUGGGAACUCUCCUUGGAGAUGCUGAGUCGCCUCGAUGACCAGGAGGUAAUGAGAACCAAGGUGAGAGAGUUGAUGGACAAGGUAUCUCUAGAUACGGCCGAUGAAAUGGACAAGGCUGUGGUGCUAUGCGCGGAGGUUGGUUUUAGUGAAGAAGGCCGACGUGUCUCAGAGCGAUAUGGUGAUCAAGUGGCGGAAUCAUCUGAAAAUUAUGGAACUGCCCUUAUUUGCUAUGCCCGGGCUCAUUGUUCCAGAAAGAUUAAGAAUGUGAUCGACCUUCUCACAUCCUUCUGUUUAAUACAAUCCAGGGCAUAUCCUGCCAAGGGUCAGCUGGAUGAUCAGCUCCGUUCACUUCUCUAUGAUCCCUCUACCGCAUUGUCUGCCAUUGCAUCGGUGGACUCGGAAGGGGCCGCAAUGCUCCAGUUUUACUUUAGCAGCUAUGCCACGUUGCGAUCUUAUUACGAAAUUCGGGACGAGGAGGCCAAUCCUAGUUCAGGCCAGACGCCUAAACAUCGUCCGCUAGCGCGGAAACGAGAAGCUGCUGGGGCCCUUGUGGCUGUUAUCCGAAGUGCGGCUGAUAGUAUCUAUGGCGGACUGUACGACCAGGACAGGCAGUCCGCAGCCCAGGUUGACGGGUUACUGGUCUUACUUGGCGAAGCGCUAGCGCUCCUCGAUCCUGAUCCAAAUCACUUCCUGAACAUCGAUCAACAACUCACUAUACUUGCCGCAAUUGAGGACCUCCAGACCGUUACAAAACGGGUGUAUGAGCAGUGUGAGGCAUGCCUUCAGUCAGCUCUAUACCACCAUUUGCAUUUCGACGAGAGCAACAAAACGGGCACCAGCAACUCAUUCACUGAUGUUGGGUCGUCGAUGUCUGCAUCGUUCUUCGCCAUGUCGCCCCAAAAACUGCUAAAGAAAUCCAUCUCAUCGACGACCUUGACGAGCGGGUUCUCCCUCAUUGGCAGCGAGAUGCUGGAAGGCUCGCAGACGAUCGGCGGAUCUAGGGAGAUGGGUGAUUCUGGCGUUCUUGUUCCUAAAUCAGGAGCUCCCGGCAAUAGAAACAAGGUCAAGGCCAAGGGCAAGCAAACCGAAAGCGAACAGAUUCAUCGCGGGUGGGACUGGAGAGAGAAGGCUCCCGACGGUGUCAAGGGGGAAGACAUCUUAAGGAAGCUGAGACUAUUGCUUGCUCACGGAAUGGCCUUUGGUGCAUUGGAUGGGGUAUGA
Messenger RNA from Arthroderma uncinatum, 3444 nucleotides. RefSeq lists its product as uncharacterized. Bases 1 to 3444 code for a protein of 1147 amino acids. Gene Ontology annotation, biological process: positive regulation of DNA-templated transcription; protein import into nucleus; mRNA export from nucleus. Gene Ontology annotation, cellular component: nuclear pore outer ring. The record is from RefSeq and is a predicted model, not a curated record. The transcript is spliced from 3 exons. Gene Ontology annotation, molecular function: structural constituent of nuclear pore. Lineage: Eukaryota; Fungi; Ascomycota; Eurotiomycetes; Onygenales; Arthrodermataceae.